CUUUUCCGGUCGGAAAAAACCCUGGCAUCGGGAGGCCAGGCGUUUCCACGGCGCCGCCAACCUUGCCUUGGAGCAUCUCCCUCAUCGCCCCGGCUCCCCGCGAUGCUAGGCCUAGCCUCGCCGACGCCAUCCCCGUGAGCACCUCUGUCGCCGCACCAUCGUCGUCUUCAACUCCAUCUCCUUCCCCUCACAAGGUCAGCUCCUGUAGCGCCAGCAAGAAACACAUCGCGAGCGACACAGUGCGAGCGCCCAAGAUUCUCAGGUUACUGCCUCUGCCCCCUCGCCACCAGAAGUAGCUCGCGCGCGGUAGCAGCGUCCAGCCGCUGCCUUGCCUCUGCCCCCUCGCCACCAGAAGCAGCACGCGCGGCAGCAGCGUCCGCCAGCCGCUGCCUUGGAGCCCCGAAACAAAUCCGAUUUCUUGGUCGCAGAUACUGCAGAGGGCGAGAGGUUUGCUUUUGCUCCCUGGGACUCUCAAGGAGCACUCGUUCUAGGGUGAGGUCCUCAGAACAUGCUUUUCGUGCGACUCGUGGUCUUGAUUCUCUGAGUCAGAUCCCCUUCUUUCUUUGUUUAUGCUUAAUUAAUUUACUAGAUCUGCCUCGUGCGACGAGAGGAGCUAAGACGAGAGAAAAAGAUCAGGAAAAGGAUGUGAUGAUGGAUGAACCAAUUUAUUAUGCUUCAGUUUACUUUGUUCGAUUUUUUUCCUAAUUUUUUAAGUACUGUUUAUAGCAUCACAUAUAUAUAUAUAUAUAUAUAUAUAUAUAUAUAUAUAUAUAUAUAUAUAUAUAUAUAUAUAUAUAUAUAUAUAUAUGAAUGAAUGAUGGAUAAAGUUCUCAUUCAAUAUAGUAAAAUAGUGUUUUUGCUCAAAA
Molecule: messenger RNA, 866 nt
Organism: Zea mays
Lineage: Eukaryota; Viridiplantae; Streptophyta; Magnoliopsida; Poales; Poaceae
Source: RefSeq